AUGCACCACGAACCAAAACCCUCCCUCGAAAAUGCCCCAAUCUACCCAGAAGGCGGCCUCCGCGCGAACCUCGUCGUCCUCGGCAGCUUUAGCUCAAUAAUGGGCGGCCUAGGCCUCAUGAACAGUAUAGGAAUCUACCAAGCCUGGAUAUCCACGCACCAACUCUCGCACCUCUCAUCUGGCCAAAUUGGCUGGAUAUUCGGACUCUACAAUUUCCUUGUCUUCUUCUGCGGGAUCCAAAUCGGACCAAUCUUCGACGCCAAGGGCCCGAAGGCCCUGAUGUGGUUUGGCUCCUUCCUUGUCGUUCUCACAUUCGUCCUCAUGGGUUUCUGUACGCUCUAUUGGCAUUUCAUUGUCGUGAUCGGUAUCCUUGGUGGAAUGGGAACGAGUUUCAUUUUCAUCGUUCCUGUUGCUAGUAUUGGGCAUUUCUUCUGUCGUCGACGUGGUGCGGCUACGGGUCUUGCGUUGAGUGGGGGGAGUAUUGGGGGUGUGAUAUUCCCUCUCGUGUUGGAGAAUCUCGCGCCGAAGAUUGGGUUUGCCUGGUCGACAAGGGUUAUCGGAUUGAUCACGUUGGUCCUUCUGAUUCCGGGGUGUUUGCUUGUUCGUACGAAUUUCCCACCGAAAGAUCCGAGUCCGCCGUCGGCGAAGGUUUUCUUACCUGAUUUGACGAUUUUGAGAGAUCCGGUCCUGGCAUUGACGACGCUUGGGGUUUUCUUUAUCGAAUGGGGGUUCUUUAUUCCUCUUGAGUAUAUCGCGUCUUAUUCGCUCGCGUCUGGGGUUCCAAGGCAAUUGUCUUAUUUGAUGGUUGUUUUCUUUAACGCUGGUUCGUUUCCAGGAAGGUGGUUGCCGGGGAUUUUGGCGGACAAGAUUGGACGCUUCAAUACUUUGAUUCUGACGAAUGUAUUGUGUUUGAUUUCUGUCCUUGCUAUCUGGAUGCCUGCGGAAGGUAACAUCGCUGCAGUGAUUAUCUUCUCUGUUGUCUUCGGUUUCGCGAGCGGGAGCAACAUUAGCCUGGUUCCCGUGUGCGUUGGUGAGCUCUGUCCGGUGCAGAACUACGGUCGGUACUAUACAACUGUGUAUACCAUUGUCAGCUUCGGGGCUUUGACUGGUGUUCCCAUCGCGGGUGAGAUCCUCAACCGCUGUGGUGGCGAGUACUGGGGUCUCAUUUCGUUCGCUGGAUGUGCAUAUGCGGCAGGACUGGGGUGUUUUGCUAUUGUUAUAUGGUUGCAGAAGCGCAGAGCAAGCAAGCAAUGA
This is a messenger RNA of Penicillium atrosanguineum, 1254 nucleotides long. RefSeq lists its product as uncharacterized. Lineage: Eukaryota; Fungi; Ascomycota; Eurotiomycetes; Eurotiales; Aspergillaceae. The coding region runs from base 1 to 1254 and encodes 417 amino acids. Gene Ontology annotation, molecular function: transmembrane transporter activity. The record is from RefSeq and is a predicted model, not a curated record. The transcript has 2 exons. Gene Ontology annotation, cellular component: fungal-type vacuole membrane. Gene Ontology annotation, biological process: transmembrane transport.